AUGGCUUCGGCUGCCUCUGUGACCAGCCUGGCAGAUGAGGUCAACUGCCCCAUCUGCCAAGGGACCCUCAGGGAGCCGGUCACCAUUGACUGUGGCCACAACUUCUGCCGCAUCUGCCUCACCCGCUACCUUGAGAUCCCCAGCCCGGACCCCGAGGAGCCCCCAACCUGCCCACUCUGCAAGGAGCCUUUCCGCCCAGGGAGCUUCCGGCCCAACUGGCAGCUGGCCAGCGUGGUGGAGAACAUUGAGCGUCUCAAGCUGGUGUCCCGGCUGGACAUAGAAGAGGAGGACAUCUGCCCCGAGCACGGGGAGAAAGUCUACUUCUUCUGCGAGGAUGAUGAGAUGCAGUUGUGCGUGGUGUGCCGGGAGGCCUGGGAGCACCGUGCCCACACUGUGCGCUUCCUGGAGGACGCGGCUGGGCCCUACAGGGAACAAAUACAGAAGUGUCUUGAGUGUCUAAGAAAGGAGAGAGAGGAGAUUCAAGGAAUUCAGUCAAGAGAAAAUCGAAGGAUACAAGUCCUCCUGACUCAGGUGGCCACCAAGAAACAAAAAGUGAUUUCUGAGUUUGCACAUCUGAGCCAGUUCCUGGAGGAACAGCAGAGCAUCCUCUUAGCCCAGUUGGAGAGGCUGGAUGGGGACAUCUUAAAGCAUCGGGAUGAGUUUGAUGUCCUGGUCACUGGGGAAAUCUGCCGGUUUAGCACCCUCAUUGAAGAAUUGGAGGAGAAGAAGGAGAGGCCAGCAAGGGAGCUCCUGAUGGAUAUCAGAAGCACUCUAAUCAGGUGUGAAACCAGAAGGUGCCGGAAACCAGAGGCUGUAUCCCCUGAGCUGGGCCAGAGGAUUCGGGACUUCCCCCAGCAGGCCCUCCCGCUGCGAAAGGAGAUGAAGAUGUUUCUGGAAAAACUCUGCUUUGAGUUGGAUUAUGAGCCAGCUCACAUCUCUCUAGACCCCUGGACUUCCCACCCGAAGCUCCUCUUGUCUGAGGACCACCAGCAGGCUCGCUUCUCCUAUAAAUGGCAGAAGUCACCAGACAGCCCCCAGCGUUUCGACCGGGCCACCUGUGUCCUGGCCCAUGGUGGCUUCACUGGGGGGAGACACACGUGGGUGGUGAGUGUGGACUUGGCUCCCGGGGGCAGCUGCACCCUGGGUGUGGUCAGUAAGGACAUCCGGCGGAAGGGGGAGCUUCGGCUGCGGCCAGAGGAGGGGGUGUGGGCGGUGAGACUGGCUUGGGGCUUCGUCUCGGCCCUGGGCUCCUUCCCCACACGCCUGGCCCUGGAGGAACAGCCCCAGCAGGUGCGUGUGUCUGUUGACUACGAGGUGGGCUGGGUGACCUUUGCCAAUGCCGUCACUCAGGAACCCAUCUACACCUUCACUGCCUCCUUCACCCAGAAGAUCUUUCCCUUCUUUGGGCUCUGGGGACGAGGGUCCAAGUUCUCCCUGAGCUCCCUAGAGGGUGCAGCUAACCUCCCCUAA
Messenger RNA from Globicephala melas (long-finned pilot whale), 1470 nucleotides. RefSeq names its product tripartite motif-containing protein 10. The record is from RefSeq and is a predicted model, not a curated record. Gene Ontology annotation, cellular component: cytoplasm. Gene Ontology annotation, molecular function: ubiquitin protein ligase activity; protein binding; zinc ion binding. Lineage: Eukaryota; Metazoa; Chordata; Mammalia; Artiodactyla; Delphinidae. Gene Ontology annotation, biological process: innate immune response; protein ubiquitination.